AUGAAGGAACCGCAAGAUCGUCGCGCAGUCGAGAGCGAUGACACUGAAUCGCUCGCCUCGGACGAUGUCCCCCUCGCCGUGAUCAGGCCCAAGCUUGUGGAGCUUCUGGAGCGUGAGGCGAAGGGCAUCUUCGCCUAUGAGGCAAAGCACCCCCCAGACGACAGUGAACCACCUAUCCACUUCUCUGCCUCAAAAGAGGAGAUAAUGAGGCCCAUUCUCCAGGCACGCGCACUCCUCGGCGCCGACACCGACGACACUGAUGAGAUCGACGACAACUUGUCUCUACUUAUCGCUGCACUAGCCAAAGAAGCCCAAGAGCUGCUUCAAAUCCGCUCCCGCGAACAGAGUCGCGGGAAAACAGUGCGAGAGCUAUUCAGAGACCACGUCCAAGAGACGAGGCAGGCCAUUGUCGAGCUCGUCUCACAAAUCGAUGAUAUCUCCAAGAUUGUGGAAUCAUGUGUGGGAUCUAUCCAUUCACCGCGAUUGUCUUAG
Messenger RNA from Mycosarcoma maydis (corn smut), 492 nucleotides. RefSeq lists its product as uncharacterized. The record is from RefSeq and is a predicted model, not a curated record. The transcript has a single exon. Bases 1 to 492 code for a protein of 163 amino acids. Lineage: Eukaryota; Fungi; Basidiomycota; Ustilaginomycetes; Ustilaginales.